AUGCCUCCAUUCUGCGCCGUGCGUAUAAACAUCUUGGCCUUUAGAAAGCACAGAGAACGGCUACUUUCACUUUUACCUAUUCUCUGUGUAUCCGCGCGUGUACCAUAUCGCCAGCGUAAUGCAUGGAUCUAUUCAAAAGGUGUCGGUGAAUCUGGCGAGCCACGGACAUAUCCCGGUCCUCAUCAAUUGUCAUUAAACGACAUGAUUAUUGCGCGUGUUGACGAUUAUUGUGGCGAUAGGCCGUUACCGGGAUAUCCAGCGAAGCCCGCGGUCUCAUAA
Messenger RNA from Heterotrigona itama, 279 nucleotides. NCBI's taxonomy places the organism in Eukaryota, Metazoa, Arthropoda, Insecta, Hymenoptera, Apidae. The record is from the annotation of a GenBank genome assembly.